CUGCUUGUAGCAACAACAACAACAAAAACUACUUCCUGCUUGUGGCUGCUGCUAUCUUUGGUCGCUCGUUCGCUUCGUUAGCUCGCCAUGUCUGCUGCAAAGUGACCGAAAUGGAGUCGCGCUUGUCGGACACGGAGGGCGAGGAGCAGCAGCACGAACCUCUUCUUCAACGCGGACGCAAGGACAAGAGCCAGCGGGCUCCAGCAUGCUGCUCGGCGCGCUACGGCCUGGCCCUGCUGUCCUCGUUCGGCUUCUUCGUGGUCUACGCCCUCCGGGUCAACCUCAGCGUGGCCAUGGUGGACAUGCUCAACACCACCCAGCGGGCCCACCGCAACCACAGCAGCUCCGUGUGUCCCGCCCACCCCAGCCCCGCCCGGCCCAAACGCAACCACACCGCCAGCGUGUACGACUGGGACUUUGAGACGCAAGGCUGGAUCCUGGGCUCCUUCUUCUACGGUUACAUCCUCACGCAGAUCCCCGGGGGUUACCUGUCGGGCCGCUUGGGGCCCAAGUGGCUGAUGGGUUUGGGCAUCCUGGGGACGGUGGCCUUCACGCUGCUCACCCCCGCGGCGGCCGACCUGGGCGCCAGCUACCUCAUCGCCGUCAGGGUGCUGGAAGGCGUAGGGGAGGGCGUGACGUUCCCCGCUAUGUACAACAUGUGGGCAGCGUGGGCGCCGCCUUUGGAGAGGAGCCGUCUUCUCACCAUCUCCUACAUUGGAGCCCAGAUCGGGACGGUGGUUUCGCUUCCGCUGUCGGGUGAAAUCUGCUUCUACCUGGACUGGACCUACGUCUUCUACAUCUUUGGUGCAGUGGGCCUGUUGUGGUUCGUGCUGUGGGCCUUUCUGGCCUUCGACAGUCCGAACAGUCACCCGUGGAUCUCGGAACGGGAGAGAGUCUACAUCGUGGGCUCGCUGAAGAACGAGCUGUCUCCAUCGGGCGGACACAUCCCGUGGCGAGCCAUCGUGACGUCGCGCCCGCUGCUGGCCAUCGUGGUGGCCCACUUCUCGUACAACUGGACCUUUUACACCCUCCUCACCCUGCUGCCCACCUACAUGAAUGACAUACUGGGCUUCAGCAUACAGCAGAACGGCUUUCUGUCGGCUCUCCCUUACCUGGGCUGCGCUCUGUUCGCCAUGCUGAGCGGUCAGCUGGCCGACUACCUGCGGGAAAGGCGCCGCUACGCCACCGUCACGGUCCGGAAGUCCUUCUCCGUCGUGGGUAUGAUCGGACCGGCCGUGUUCCUGGUGGCGGCCGGUUACACGGGAUGCAACUACACCUUGGCGUUGACUUUCCUCACUCUCUCGUCCUCGCUGGGCGGAGUGUCGGCGUCCGGCUUCAAUAUCAACCACUUGGACAUCGCUCCCUCCUACGCGGGCAUCCUGCUGGGCAUCACCAACACCUUCGCCACCAUUCCUGGCAUGGUGGGACCAGUCAUUGCAAGAAGCCUCACUACAAAUAACACCAUUGAAGAAUGGCAGACUGUCUUCUACAUCGCGGCCACCAUCAACCUGUUUGGCGCCACCUUCUACAGCAUCUUCGGUCGAGGCAGCGUGCAGCCCUGGGCCGUCCACGCCGACUCCUACUCCCGCCAAGACUAAGACCAAAGUCCACUUUGCGUGAGCCGCCAGCCCUUCACGCAGAGUACAUACAUACCCUUUCUCGUAGAGCCAGAAUUUACUCUCCUACAGUGAAGCCGUUUAUCGUGGGGGGGGGGAAAUACGUUCCAGACCCACCCGCAGCAGGUGAAAAUCUGCAACAAAGAGGAACCAUAUAAAAAAAAAUUAUAUAGUUUUGUCCUCCCAUAUAAUGUGAAACUAAAUAUAUCUUAACCACAGAGAAGAGUGUUGUUAAGAACCCUGUCAAAUUUGAAGGGAAAUCGGAUGGGAGUGCGUGCACUCAUAACCAACAACGAGGCGUUCUAAAGCGACCACGCCAGCGGACCAUCCGAAGGGAAGAUGCGCUCACGGGGUCCAAGCGUAGCUAGCUAGCUAGCUAACCGUUGAUGCGGCUGAAGGCGCUCAAGUUCGUAUAUAGCGGGGGAGAUGGGACUGGGUGCCCUUUAUUAGCCAUGCUCCUACACCCCCCCCCGGCCCUCCCAAAAAAUAUCAGGAAAACUGAAAAGGUGAAAAGCAAUUGAAGGCUUUAUAUCUGGACAAUUGAGUACUACGUCGUUCUGUCUUUGCACAUAGUCAGCAAUUACCUUUACAUAUUUUUUACGUACUUACAAAGAAAUCUCAGAAUUCACUUUACAGGGUUAUUAAAACACACUUCUAAAGCAUUCCGAGGCGGCUGUUGUCAUUCUCACUGUCAAGAAAUGGGAGACUAUCUUAUAACAUCACUUUGGGGAAAAGAAGACUCUUGUUCACACAGUUCUCUAAAUAAGAGGCACAGUGUGCUUGCUUUUAUGUGUCAUUGACAGGUGCAUUGAGAAUCAGUAUAUACUUGAAUCACAAAAUGUUCAACCAAACCAUGUCAUUCUGUAAUCAAAUUUGCCUCACGCUAUCAUAUAACGCGAAACAACGUAGAAAGGCUAACUAAAAUUAGCAUCAAUGUUAAAGUAAUUAUAACCCUUCAAACAAUUGCUACUUUAACACACACUGAGCAUUAAAUGUGCACAACAUUAAAUUCAGAUGUGCCUGAUUAAUGUAAAAACCCAUUUAAAAAGGGAGCACUUAGAAAUCCGCAAUAUGCCAGUGGCGCGAAUGUUUAAGUGCAAUAUAGCGAGGGGUCGCUGUACUGCUGGGAAUUUUUUUAGUUUGUCAACGCAGCAUUGGGUCUCGGUACUUUUGCCACAACGAUACGGGUAAUAGCUGGCUUUUGACGAGCUGCAAGGAAGGGACUGGUCAUCUCCAGGAUAAUCGUUUCUCGAGCAGGGUCUGAAACUUACGGUCGAGGGUCCAAAUGGGUCACUCGUUAUUGGGUCGCCGAUUGUCACGUUGUUUUGUUAGCCCCUUUCGCAACAGUAUCGUUGGGAUUUAUCAUUUUGUGCCUUUCGCACAGACACCUCGGAUUAUUGUGUGUUUUGCAUUUUUUCCCCCCUUAUUGGUAAAAUGUGACAAAUUGUACUGUUUCCUGCUCCUAAGGAGCCUCUUAAUUUUUAUUUCAAAAAGCGGACACUAAGCUGCGACUCUUUAGUGUUUUACAAUUCUGAAGUGGUAUUAAAAGGGAUCACGUCGUUACUGUUUAAUCUAAUGUGUGCAGUUGUUGUUUUUUGAGGACACAAAAGACGCAGAAGCUAACUUUUCUUAAAAUACUUUCAGCUAUGUUUUUUUUCCCCCGUGACAGGAAAGUCCACUUUGCACAUUUCCAGAUGUCACUUCUCCGUACUCACACUUGUGCCUUAAUGAAGCUUUUGAAAUCGGUUGCUUCACGCCGGAUGGCAUUUCAAAACAACAAUAAUAAUUAAAAAAAAUCAGAGAAUGAAUGUCUUAAUGUAUGAAAAGUGUGAUGACUGUAAAGCAGGGCUGUGAAAAUGUUUGUAUUCUUCCCCCUUCGUUUAUUGGAACCUGCUAAAACCAGUCCAAUAUCCUUUGAACACACCUCUUUGUAAACUUGUGUUUAAGAGGUGUAAAAAUCAUCAUUGUGUGUGAUAAAUAUUUAAUCAUCAGAGAAUGGUGCUCUGUUUUCUUUUUUAUGUCAUAAUUGCUGCUAUUUUGAAAACAAGCCAGGAUU
Molecule: messenger RNA, 3672 nt
Organism: Phycodurus eques (leafy seadragon)
Lineage: Eukaryota; Metazoa; Chordata; Actinopteri; Syngnathiformes; Syngnathidae
Gene: slc17a5
Product: solute carrier family 17 member 5
Exons: 10
Coding region: 111-1598 (495 amino acids)
Biological process (GO): transmembrane transport; monoatomic anion transport
Molecular function (GO): transmembrane transporter activity
Source: RefSeq, a predicted model, not a curated record